AUGGCCCCACCAUCUCUCGUCGAUAUCUGCCUGGAAUCGCUGAUAGCACAUGUGGAGCAUCUCAGCGAUCUCAACAACAUACCUCCGGAUUUGCUGAAAAAAAUCAUUCCCUGCCUUGGUGCUCAAGAACUUGCUAGGCUUGAAGAAGCCACCGCUGAUUUGAGCGAAUACAGCAAUGAUCGUUGGAUUCAGCUUUACGAGUCUACCUUUGGAGAAGAAGAUUUCAACCACGCUCGUCAGGAAUUAAUCAACUAUGGUGAACAAUUCAGUUGGGGGAGCCUUUUUCGGGCCAGGAGCUCGCUUCUCAAGACAAAGGUCACAGCGCACGAAGAUCUUGUCGAAUCUUUAUCCGCAUCUUACGAAGAAGGAGAAUCAUCGAGACGAAAGAGAUCGGCAAAGAUGGUGAGCAACAUGUACUCACGUUCUGAACGUGUAGAAGAGAUCCCUCGAGUUCUUAACAAGCUGUCUCCAUGUUACAACAAGAAGCAAAUCCCGAAGACGAUACACUGGGGACGCCCGUGGCCGUCGCCAAGCAAAGUGAGAUCCGUCGAAGUUGCGGUUCAUAGAAUUACAGAGACAGCUGUGAGUAGGAGUUUGCCAGAUGAUGAGACAGAGAAGUGA
This is a messenger RNA of Microthlaspi erraticum, 621 nucleotides long. The record is from the annotation of a GenBank genome assembly. Lineage: Eukaryota; Viridiplantae; Streptophyta; Magnoliopsida; Brassicales; Brassicaceae.